AUGGCACCCAACACAAACCCAGUUAAUAGAUCACACGCGAGCCAGUGGCAGGGUACAAUGUCUGAACAAGAGCGUAUACAGGAAUGUCUAAGGAAGGAAAUAAGGUCACUUCUCAUUUCCACCAAAGAUGGUUUGACCUCACAGCAAUUAGAAAAGGAGUACCUUUUGAUGGUUGGCAACCAUCUACCACUACGGAUCCUUGGGUAUCGGUCCACUAUGGAGCUGGUGUUGGACAUGCCUGAUGUUGUUAGUGUCUGCCACUGUAGGGAUGGUACUACAAUACUGAAAGCCAUUCCAGAUGAAUCCACCAAAGGCAUAGCAAGUUUAGUUGCAAAACAGAGGAGCAGCCAUAAGGUUCGAAACUCCAUGCAGAAGGGAAGGGCAGGUGUUUGCUCUGGGCCAAGCUCUCAAAGGCGGGUACCUUACCGAGGAAGCAUGCCCCCUGUUCUUCCAGCUGUUGUGAAGAGUGAGUUGAAAGACCUCUUGGCAUUAUCUCCUGUUCUCCUUUCUGAUUUUGAAAAGGCAUUUGCCAAGCGAUUUGGACGAUCAUUCCAAUAUGUGCAAUAUGGAUUCUUCUCUAUGUUUGAAGUGCUGAAUGCAGCUUCAGAUGUCAUUUCUGUAGUGCAGACCAGAGCAGGUUCUCUGUUGAUGCUAAAGAAGAGUGUAUCAGAGGAAAGAGGAUGGCCAGCAGGUAAAAAUUUUACCCAGCCAUUGAGAAUGAAACACGAAGGGUCAUAUUCCACAGGCUCCCCAGUAGAAAAAGCAAGCUUUUCACAACCCACUUCAAACAUGGAAGCACCAAAGCAAAUGUUGAACACGGAGAACACUUCCAGGUUAAAUGCAGUGGAGACUUCUAGGCUGAAUCACACUGAAAAAUUAAACCAG
Galeopterus variegatus (Sunda flying lemur) is the source of this 885-nucleotide messenger RNA. Its product is annotated as tudor domain-containing protein 5-like. Gene Ontology annotation, biological process: germ cell development; spermatogenesis. Lineage: Eukaryota; Metazoa; Chordata; Mammalia; Dermoptera; Cynocephalidae. The annotation marks the transcript as partial. The record is from RefSeq and is a predicted model, not a curated record. The transcript has 4 exons.